This is a messenger RNA of Periconia digitata, 236 nucleotides long. Lineage: Eukaryota; Fungi; Ascomycota; Dothideomycetes; Pleosporales; Periconiaceae. The record is from the annotation of a GenBank genome assembly.
CAUUCUCUUGAAUGUACCUAGUAGGUACAGUUCAUUUGAUAGCGCGGAUGCUCUGUCAAUCACGUACUUGGGUACCCGCUGAACGACCAACGUGCGCCAUGUCGAUUAUCGAAUUUGAUGUGUUCAAUUUGUUCAAGUCUGGAUGGAUUGCGUAUGUACUUUGCAUGUUGGGUGAGGUCGGAUACAUGGCGUUGAGCCCCGUAUGCGCGUCAUAUCACGAAUUCAAGCCAUGGUGA